This is a messenger RNA of Suillus discolor, 2895 nucleotides long. RefSeq lists its product as uncharacterized. The transcript is spliced from 9 exons. Bases 28 to 2652 code for a protein of 874 amino acids. The record is from RefSeq and is a predicted model, not a curated record. Gene Ontology annotation, cellular component: RZZ complex. NCBI's taxonomy places the organism in Eukaryota, Fungi, Basidiomycota, Agaricomycetes, Boletales, Suillaceae. Gene Ontology annotation, biological process: endoplasmic reticulum to Golgi vesicle-mediated transport; mitotic spindle assembly checkpoint signaling.
CUCCUGAUUUCGACGUCGGUUGGACGCAUGUCUUUUCCUCUCCCUGAUCAUCUCCCGCGGCAGCUUGAUGUUUCAUCGAACGUUCUUUCCAAGCUCGACUCUGUAACAUUACAGUCCCUAAAUUCGUCCUUUGCAUCCUCAUGUAAAGCUGAGCUUGACGAAUCCAUUCGAUUGACCAAGACACAAAUUCAUGACAGAAUAUGUGCAGAAUCUUCUAGCUUCCAAAGACAGCUGUCUUCGGCAAAGUCUCUGAAAGAACGACUGAAUGCACUGUCUGGACAUGUCCAAACCCUAAGUGUUACACUUUCGGACUCUAAAUCCGGUCUAGUCCCAGUCUUGCUUGAGGCUUUGGAAGCUCACCAAUCACUUGCCCAAGAAUCCUUGGAUGCAGAUGUCUUGAGUGAUUCUCUUUCACACCUUUCUGAAUGUAGAGCACAACUGGAUGCGCUGCAGAAGCUGGUUGACACAGGGGAUCUGCCUCCGGCUGUAGUCGCGUGUCAUGCUUUGAAUUCCUCGCUGAUCUCCGUUCCCGGACCACUGAAAGACGCAUUGGUAGUGUCUGAAAUACAGGCUCGGCUGCGUGUGCUUAGCAAUUGUGUGGAGGAGCUGCUCAGCGAUGCUUACACCAAGAGUAUUAUUGUGAACCCAUCUCAAGUUAUCAUCAAACCAUUUGUGCUUGUGCCUCGGUCACUGAAGCCCUUACCUCUUUCGUCCGUCCUCUCAUCGAUCAGCUCCGCAUCACUGGCAUCGCAUCUUUCCACCCUGAGGAGGGAUAUUCUAACACACUACAUCGAGUGUUCUUUUGACCAGCCAACGUCACUCACGGUCAGCACUAUGACAGAUACAUCUGGCGCUUUGAUGCACGUCCUCGGCCGAUUCCCUUCGUCACCAAAUACAACUGACACAGGUUCCCCACUUGCCAACGUAUCUACGACCCUCGACUUCUUACUCAAACAAUUAUUUCCCACCCUCCCGUCGACCCACAAACACAGUUUUCCGCGAAGUCUCAGCAAACCCAUCUCUACUGCAGUCCUGGCCCGUUUACUUAUUCCUGGUCUGCCUUCACAGCUUGAAGCUCUACCCGCUUUUUUACAAAUUGCACACAAGGCAGUGGACUUAGAAGACAAGUACAUCGUCGGGAUGCUCGAUGCUUCUAGCGAGAAGGAAAUCAAAGCUUGGGUCAACAAUGUUUGUACUCAUUAUGAGCGACAACGGCGCUCACACAUUCUCGAUUUUACUCGCAAACUUAUCGUUCAAAGUAUAUCUUCUUCUGAGCCAACAUUCUAUGCCCAGUUGUCCCUCUCACAAGACACCCCUGACAAGGUUGGGCUUGCGCCUACAGAUGAAGGUGACGCAUGGGGACUUGAUGACGAUGGUCAGAGUUUGAAUGCAGGAUCGAGGUCUGCGCCAGAAGAGGAGAAUGUUUGGGGCUUUGAUGAUGAUAAGGAAAGUCAACAAGCUAAACCUGCGGAAAUAGUCGAGGAAGACCCAGGGGAUGCAUGGGGCUGGAAUGAUGAAGAGCCCGUACCUGAAGAACUAGGGCAAGGAGAAGACACAUGGGAUGACCCAUGGGGUGAAGAACCUUCCCUAUCGGAGGUUACUCCUGCUGUGCGGACAGUACCUGUGUUAUCCCAACGCCCGUCUGCGGACUCUGCACCUGCGACGCAAAGGGUCUCCCGCCCCACGGACAGUACCUCUCGUCAUCCUGCUACGUCAGGGCCCAUAACUGAGCCAUAUCUGGUGUCUACUCUGGCGAAGUCAAUCAUUCGUACGGUCGAGGACGCGUUGCGCGAAGGACAAGAACUAUCAUCUUCGGGUAUUCUUUCCACCUCACCAACAUCUACAACGACGCCUGGGGUACUCAUUAUGCAAUCAGGAGCACUGGCAUUAGAUUUGUAUCGUGCAGUAUACCCCAUCGUCGCUGCAGCACGACUCGUUCGCCCUGGUGAUGUUAUGAAAUUCUCCAACAACUGUUGUUGGCUCGCAGAGGAGGUUGGUCGCUUGGUUACACGCGAGCGGGGAGUGCUUGUUGUGAAAGACAAGUUAGAGGAAUGCAAGAGUGUCUUGCAGGUGUUAGCUGACAGUUGGUAUCAAGACGGCAUUGACAGACAACGGACGGCCCUGGGUGACAUUCUAGCGAGUGCGAAGGGCUUCACAGACACGUCAGACCAGGAUCGAUAUGAUGACUGUGAGAUGGCCAUUUCCCGUGUCGUUCGCGAGAUCCGAAGCGCUGCGAAUGCGUGGAAGCCCAUCCUCCCUAAGGGCAAGUAUUAUACCGCCGUGGGAGCAAUAGUCGAAGUUUCAUUGCAGCGGAUCCUUGAGAACAUACUUGCAAUUCCUGAUAUCCCUGAGGUAGAGUCGCAGAAACUGAGCGAGUUGUGCAGAAUAUUGGCUGCUCUUGAAGGGCUCUUUGUUGAAGACUUCAGCGAGUCAUCUUUCGUGGUAUCAUACGUUCCGUCGUGGUUGAAAUUCUCAUAUCUUUCUGAACUCCUGGAAGCUUCCAUGGCUGAUCUCACAUACCUUUUCGAAGAAGGAGCUCUAGUGGACUUUGGGGUGGACGAGUUGGUGAAACUUGUGCGUGCCUUGUUUGCAGACACACCGCUGAGGACGAAGACUCUGGACAAAAUCAUGGGUGGUCAUCCAGUCCGGUGAUCAAAUACUAUUAAGUAUAAUAAUUGCGGAUUACCGGAUGUAUGACGGCAAUUGGUUCGUAGCCAGCCUGGCGUAUACUACCACGGAUGCCCAAGUGGCGCAGCCAGGCUGGUCGAUCUCGGAGGGAUUUGGCAUUGAUACUCAUCGCUUUGCCAUAGUCUUUGUGCUUACUAUUCGUGCAUAUAUGCUACAAGCGAUCCGUUCGCCUGCGGACGGCUCAGUAAUAUAUUCCUUUGCAGUUGA